Molecule: messenger RNA, 426 nt
Organism: Aaosphaeria arxii CBS 175.79
Lineage: Eukaryota; Fungi; Ascomycota; Dothideomycetes; Pleosporales
Exons: 1
Source: RefSeq, a predicted model, not a curated record
AUGGAACGGCAACGAAAAACCGAUCUCCUAAAUCCGGUGGACAUAGGUCUGUUCGACCACUUAUUUGAGAGAAGACACGCAACUUUUAGGAGAGGCACUCGAUUAACUCCAGAACGAUUUCAGCAACAAGUGUUUGGAACCCAACUAAGACCGACGGAAAUCAGCAUGUUCAAACAAAUGCUGUUAAACAGGGAAGGAGCAAUUGCAUUUGAUUUCAGCGAAUCAGGAAGAGUUCAACCAGAAGUGGCACCGCCAUACCAAAUAAGAACGAUACCACACAAGGCCUGGCAAUCUCCAAGCUUUCGACCACCUAAGAAAUUGGAAAAUGAAGUUUUCAAGAUGAUAAACGAAAGACUACAAAAAAGAACACUAGAACUGUGCGACAGUCAAUACCGAAAUCCGUGGUUUCUGGUUCCAAAGAAAGAU